AUGAUUCGGAAAAUGGGUGUGCCAAUGAAAAUUAAAUGGGCCAAGUAUAAAUUUGGAAUUCCAAAUUCAUAGAUAGUUAGCAAGGUUCAGGUUAAACUGUAGAUGAUGCAAGCAAAUAGAAUAAGUAUCUAUUAAAUCUAGAAUCAAAUUAUGAUCUGA
Stylonychia lemnae is the source of this 159-nucleotide messenger RNA. The record is from the annotation of a GenBank genome assembly. NCBI's taxonomy places the organism in Eukaryota, Ciliophora, Spirotrichea, Sporadotrichida, Oxytrichidae.